Molecule: messenger RNA, 2215 nt
Organism: Ceutorhynchus assimilis (cabbage seed weevil)
Lineage: Eukaryota; Metazoa; Arthropoda; Insecta; Coleoptera; Curculionidae
Source: the annotation of a GenBank genome assembly
AAAAACGGUUAGUCGUGUGAUUGGUAUUUCAAUUUCAAAUUUCCGUAUCAACAAUACAGUAUAAUGCUUUUUGAGCAAAUUAUUCUGGUGAAAUGUUGGUUUUUAUUGGUUUUUUGGAUGCCAAAUAGUAUUGCAAGUUUAUCAAAUUUUUCUGAAUUAUAUGAAGAGGUUGAGAAGUUGAUAACAAAUUUUGAUACAUAUCAAAUUCCCAAAAAUAAUGAUGAAUAUUUUUCGAAUAACAAUUAUUACUCUAAUGAAGAAGAUUAUGGAACAUAUGAUUUUAUAGUUAUUGGAGGAGGAACUGCAGGUGGAGUUCUAGCCAAUAGAUUAACAGAAGAAAAUUGGUCAGUUCUAUUAGUAGAAGCUGGUCCUCCAGAACCAGAUACUUCAUCGAUACUCGGCCUUAAUGGAUAUCUUGGCCGAAGUAUUUGGAGUUGGGGAUAUAAUACGACUACACAAAAACAUGCUUGUUUUGCCUCAGAUAAUCGACAAUGUUUUUAUCCAAGAGGUAGAAUGUUGGGAGGCUGUAGCAGCCUUAAUGGAGGAUUGUAUGCGAGAGGUCAUCCAAAAGACUAUGACAAAUGGGCAUCUGGAUGGUCCUACAAAGAUGUUUUACCAUAUUUUAAAAAAUCCGAACGAGCUGAGUUUACAAUAGAUAUAGACCGUAGCUAUCAUGGAUUUGAAGGACCUCAAAGCAUUGAUGUUCCUGAAGAUACACCAGGAUUGACGGUAGAUUUGAUAAAUAGUUUCAAAGAGCUGGGAGCCAGAGAAUUGGAUUAUAACGGUGAAAGCUCAUACGGAAUAAGUAGAUUUCAAGUAUAUUUAGACAAAAAUAUUCGCUCUAGUACAGCAUACGCUUAUAUAAGACCAGCUGAGAAUCGUUCCAAUCUUCACAUAACUACAAAUUCUUUCGUAACAAAAAUUGAUAUAAAGCAGAAUAGAGCAAGAGGAAUCACAUUUGUUAAGAAUGGUCAAGUAUAUACUGCAACAGCAUCUAAGGAAGUUAUUGUUUCAGCUGGUGCUAUAAAUUCUCCCCAAAUAUUGAUGCUGUCUGGUAUUGGGCCGGUCAAAGAACUCCGAAAACACAAGAUAAAAGUGAUUAAAAAUUUACCAGUAGGCAAAUAUUUUCAGGAUCAUAUGUUUUUUGCAGGAUUGUAUUACAGAACAGAUCAUGUAUAUUAUAACUUAACUUUGGAAGAACAAUUAAGACUCUGGUACAAAAACAAGCGACCAUUAGUUGCUGCAACUGGAUUUCAAUUAGUCACUUAUUACAAUUUACAGAAUGAUACCAAUGAAAGGCCAGAUAUUGAAAUCCUUGUUUCUGGUCCUCCUGCUGCAGGCAGUAACUGGGGAGCUAUUCAAGGGUACAAUAAGAAAUACACUGACAUUUUUAAAUCUCUCAAUGGGCUAACUGAUUUUAUGAUUUGGGUAAUGUUGUUACAUCCUAAAUCCAUGGGAGAAGUAACACUCAAAUCUAAAAAUCCAAGUGAUUUUCCUCUAAUCAAUACAAAUUAUCUUGCCAAUGAGAAGGACGUGGACACUAUUUAUGAGGGAGUUCAAAGAGUACUAGAAGUGACAAAAACCAAAGCGUUCGAAAAUAUUGGUAUUCAAAUGUUAGAUUUGCCAAUGCCCGGUUGCGAUGAGUUGCACAGCAAGUUUUCCAGAAAAUGGUGGCACUGUUCUAUAAGAUAUUUAUCAACCACUGUGUAUCAUCCCAUUGGCACAGCCAGAAUGGGCAAAAGCUGCAAAAACUCGGUAGUUGACUCGGAAUUAAAAGUUCAUGGAAUUGACGGACUCAGAGUCGUCGAUGCUAGUGUUAUCCCAGAUCAUAUUUCUGGUCAUCUAAACGCACCUACUGUGAUGCUUGCCGAAAAAAUAUCAGAUAUCAUUAAAAAUGAAUAUAGCGGAAAUAAUUAAUUUAAAUUAGUGUUUGUUCAGUAUAAACUGGAACUUUGUGAUAAUUUUAAACUUGUAACUAGUUCUGUGUGCUAUUAGACCCUGAGAUAGGGCCUGUUUAGUGGAGUCAUUUUUUUUUUGUCUGGCAUUUUGAGGGAUGAAUGUGACUAGUUAGCUGAUGAGAAUAUAAGUGGUUUUAAUGCCUGCCCCCUGUUCGAAAUGUCCACAGAAUGAACUUCGUUGGCCAGUCAGAAACAACUACUCCCAGGGCAAAUACCCCUACCGACGUUGAACUACACUGAUUGUUCUGAGCUUUCGU